UCCUGCUAACAAUCUUUGUCAGAGAGAGAUUGUCCCGUGGCUGCAUAGGUGACUCAGAUGCAUGUCUGAAAUAUGGAUCCUGCAGAGGUGAAGUGGACAGCAAGGGAGUAUUCUCUUCAGGAAUAUGUGAACAACUUCCAAGAUUCUUUUCCCAACAUCAUCAAAAUCACAGAGGGGUUCCUGGGGAAGCAGGAGAUAGACAGUGUCAGUUCUAGCACGGUUAUCAGGGUCAACAGUCUGUACAACCAGCAGAGAGUGACGGCUGAAACCAAAAGUGGGAAACUAUUUUCUUUACCCACUAAAUUGACAACACUGAAGUUCCUGGUGGCACAGGAUAAGAAACCUGUUAAAUACCCACAAAUACAGUUGCCCAUGCACCUGGAGGGCAUAUUGUCUAGAUAUAACCUCCCUGUAACUAUCCAAUCUGCCAAGGCUUUAUCUUAUAAGCAGAAAGGAGAUAUGACAUCUCAAGAUGAAAUGCUUUCUGAGCUGACAUUGCAGGAAACAUAUGAAGAACCUUUUCUAUUAGGACAUCCCAUUGAUAAAGGUAAAAUAUUUACAAAAGAGCCAACAACUAUUCCAAUGUACAUGAUGGAGCUGAAACUGGUGGUGGCUACAGGACUUCUACAGGAAAACCCUGAGAGAUGGAAUGAGAUAUGUGACUUGAUGACUAAACAAGUGGAAGAUCAAGGCAGCUUCGCAAACAUCACUCUUGAUGAAAUAUUUAUGUUAGAUAAAAAGAAUGUAUCUACACAAAAACCCAUGUACAACGUCAUUGAGCCAAUAUAUAUCGACCUCAGUGAAGUCAACAGUUGUAAGAAUCAACCUCUAGAAAAGUGCAAUAUGUAUGAAAUGCAGCCUAUCCUAGACUCAAAGCAGACUCGUAUGAAUCAUAUGACUCAACCACAAGCGAAGACUGAGACUUUGAAAUCAAAAAUCUUUGCAACGAUCAGUGAUAUCCCAUCAGAUCUUCACACUCUGACUGUGCAGCAAGUAUGUGAGUGCCUGAAAUGUCUCAACAUGAGCCAAUAUGUGGAAGCUUUUCAAACAGAACAGGUGGACGGUGAGCUUGUAUAUGGCCUUAACCCAGAGAUGAUGAAAAACUAUUUGGGCAUGAAUGAACUUCACGUUGUAAAACUCUUGAAGUUUCGGGAUGGGUGGAGACCCAAUCUGGAGGGUUAGCAGGAGAAGUCCAAACUGCAGCGUAAACACUAUAGUAGUUGCUUUCUAAUAUAAACAAGUUUUCAUAGGUAGUGAGUGGUGCUUUUUACAUUUAUUUUUUGCAUUAAUUUAACCAUUUUUGAAGUGAUUCAAAAAUAUAUAUGUACUGUGGUCACCCAAUGCAUUGCGGUAUCCUCAUCCAGUGGUGAAUUUUUGAAAGGCCUUCGAUAGGACUUUUCACAGAUCCUGGAAGGUGUGUUAGUAGAGUGCACAUGUGGGCAGGAGAACCCACACUUUUAACUGAGACACCUUUCUCCACACUGGGCGUGUAUGAGCUGACAAGGUCAUUGAAUUGUUAUUGGUACUGUGCAUGUGCAAAACAGUACAUGCGCUGUACCACUUUUGAUGAUGGAUCACGGAUGGGUAAGUACAGCAUAACGCCAUCUUAAGAUGGAGUUAUGCUUUUAUUUAAAACAGUAAUAUACUAUUGAAUUAUCGGCCAGUCACUUUCGCAUACUUGUUUAUGGAGAAACAAACUUAGGUGAAAACUCGGAGGUCGGAGAAGAUAUUUUAGAUUGUAUAUCCCUCUACUUGAGUAGUCUGAAGCUGUGUGAUAUAGCCUCUUAUCACUGAUAAAGGGCUUUUCACAGCUUUUGCCCUAAAUGCCGAUUUGAGUAUUGAAGACUGAAUUAAUGUGGUUUGCAGUCACAGUCAAUAUUCCUUAUGAUGUUCUGCUCAAUGGUUGGUAUUCAAUUCUUUUCACCCCUUCCACACCUGUCCUGUUUCUGCUGACGGGCGUCGUAUAAUCAUUUAAGCUUGCUACCCCUGGGGUAGCGAGGGCGACCAGCUUACCAUGGGUGCGAUAUGCGUGAUAAUGGUUAUCACUUUAGACAGGAGAUUGGGCGUGAUACAGUAUAUCAUUUGAAUACCGCCCAAUGGGGGUCAUUCCGAGUUGUUCGCUCAUUGCCGAUUUUCGCAACGGAGCAAUUAAGGCGAAAAUGCGCAUGCGCAUGGUACGCAGUGCACAUGCGCUAAGUGUUUUAGCUCAAAACUUAGUAGAUUUACUCACGGCCGAAUUAAGAAUUUUCAUCGUUGAAGGGAUCGGAGUGUGAUUGACAGGAAGUGGGUGUUUCUGUGCGGAAACUGACCGUUUUCUGGGAGCGUGCGGAAAAACGCAGGCGUGACAGGAUAAAACGCGGGAGUGUCUGGAGAAACGGGGGAGUGGCUGGCUGAACGCAGGGCGUGUUUGUGACGUUAAACCAGGAACGAAAUGGACUGAGCUGAUCACAGUGUAGGAGUAAGUCUCGAUCUACUCAGAAACUGCUAAGAAUUUUCUAUUCGCAAUUCUGCUAAUCUGUUGUUCGUUAUUCUGCUAAGCUAAAAUACACUCCCAGAGGGCGGCGGCCUAGCGUGUGCAAUGCUGCUAAAAUCUGCUAGCAAGCGAACAACUCGGAAUGACCCCCAAUGUGUAAGAAUUAGCCAUAAACAUUGCAGACUCAUGUCAGGAAUUCUAGCAUGCAGAUUUAUAUUCAUCUCCUUUGGUCUUUUCUGAUGUUCUUUGGUAAUUUUCCUGACCUACUGAGAGUGUCCUUUAUGGAAUAGGAAAUAGAUUUAUUUUGCUGACCUAACCAUAAACAAUAUGUCAUUUUUGCAGUAUCCAGAUGAAAGAUCGACAAUGUAUAGGUCGACAGUCAAUAAGUCAACACCAUAUGUUUGGCAUGAAUUAGGUCAACAAGUACAAAAUGUCAACAGAUAAAAGUCAGCACUGCUUAAGGACGACAGGUGCAAAAGGUUGACAUGAAAAUGGUCGACACAUAAAUGAUCAAUACAUUUAUUUCACAUUUUUACAACAUUGAUAUGGUUGGGGUUUAGACACUAGGUGUAGGGUUAGUGCUAGGAUUCCAGAUAGCACACUCAGGGUUAGGCAUCAAGGGGGACAGUUAGA
Pseudophryne corroboree (corroboree frog) is the source of this 3106-nucleotide messenger RNA. RefSeq lists its product as uncharacterized. The transcript is spliced from 5 exons. Gene Ontology annotation, molecular function: protein binding. The coding region runs from base 73 to 1182 and encodes 369 amino acids. Lineage: Eukaryota; Metazoa; Chordata; Amphibia; Anura; Myobatrachidae. The record is from RefSeq and is a predicted model, not a curated record.